UUUCUUCCACGGUCCUACUCGAGGAGAAAGCAGAGGAGGUGAGAGGGACGAGAAAGCAGACCGACACCCCCCCUCCCUCUUCUUUCCCUCCCUCUCUCUCUCUCUCUCUCUCUCUCUCUCUCUCUCUACUCCCGUGCAUCACAACCUAGUGGGCUUUACCCAGACUGCACCGCAUUGCCGCUGCUCUGCUGCUGCCAGAGGACCCAACCCACCAAACUAACGCGCUAACACACAGAGAGAGAGAGGAUCGGUGCUUGCAGAUGCUUCUACCCGCAGCUGGAGACUGGAUGCUGUGCAGAUUUUGCGGUAUGUAUUUAUAAUAUGCAGCAUUUCCCUCUCCACCUCCUCUCCUUCUCUCUAGAUCUGGGCUCUGAUUCGCUGUCCUGCUCCCUAAUGCCAACACUUUGGAGACUGGAGUGACUCCGGGAGUGAUUUUGGAGAUCAUACUGCUGCAUAGUGCCAGAAAGACAAGGAUACAAGUUGGUGAUGAAUGGAGCUGUUUACUUGAGAGCUCCAUACAGGCUGUUUCCAACAUGGGUGUUGACUGACUGGAAUUUGCACUUGUGAGGAUUAAAUCUACGCUCAAUAAUUCCCGGACCAUGCAGAUUCUGCCGCCUUGGACGUUAUUUGUGUUACUAGCCCACGCGCAUGUUUUACUAUCCCUGAGAAAUAAUGAAGAAGUUAAAGAGGACAGCAAAGCCGGCGCACACUCUGCACGGACUUUCCAUGGGUCACCCCGGGAGAAUCACCACAAAAAAGCCUGGGACCGUGCGCUCUCGCCGGGGUACGCCACAGGUGCGUCCUCGGAGCCUCAGCGGGCGAUUAUCCGAGGGCCCCUGAACUCCACUCACCAAUGGAAGAGGGUCAUUGCUGGGGAGACAAGGCGACACAACAAACGCGACUUCAUUAGGACUGUGACCCCCGUGGAGGAUCCCCACGCUAACUCACAUUGGGACCCGACGCGCCACCACAAUAGGAGGAUAAAGUUGAAUGGUAGUACGGGGACGCCAGCAGGUGGACACUACAAUGCCGCUAAGCCCUCUUCAAUGGGCGGAGGAGGGGGGCUCGAUGAUAGCGACAGGCACAGGAGGGGCACAAAAGAUGAACACAAGAAAGGCUCCAAGAGGGGGAGAGCCCGGCUGAACAAAAGCGUGGGGGUUUUGGCUCAGUCUUGGGAACCCAUCCCCAAACCUCUGGCCCUCACUUCCACCGACUUGCCCUUUGACCUCUUCACCAGGAGGCCCGAGUUCAUCACUUUCAGGGAGGAGAACCCCUGGGACGCCACGCCAAUCACCCCUCCCAGCUCGCAGGACUUUGGGGAUGAGAUCAAGAACCCCUUCUACCCGGUGACCAGCGAGACCUACGGAGCGUACGCCAUCACCUGCGUCUCCGGGGUCAUCUUCCUGGUGGGCAUAGCGGGGAACAUUGCCAUCUUGUGCAUCGUGUGCCAGAACUACUACAUGAAGAGCAUCUCCAACUCCCUGCUGGCCAACCUGGCUGUGUGGGACUUUGUGCUCAUCUUCUUCUGCCUGCCCAUGGUGGUGUUUCAUGAACUCACCAAGUCCUGGCUGCUGGGGGAGUUCACCUGCAAAGUGGUGCCCUAUGUGGAGGUGGCCUCCCUCGGUGUGACCACCUUCACCCUGUGCGCCCUGUGCAUCGACCGUUUCCGCGCGGCCACCAACGUCCAGAUGUACUACGAGAUGAUCGAGAACUGCACCUCCACCACGGCUAAACUAGCAGUCAUCUGGAUCGGUGCUCUGCUGUUGGCCCUGCCGGAGCUCCUCAUCCGACAGCUGGUGACCGAGGACACAGGAAAUCCUGACGAGCCUCCUGUUGAACGUUGCAUCAUCAGGAUAUCCACCUCGCUCCCCGACAUGCUCUACAUUCUGGGUUUGACCUACGAGGGCGCCAGGCUUUGGUGGUGCUUCGGCUGCUACUUCUGCCUCCCAACCCUCUUCACCAUCGGCUGCUCUUUGGUGACGGCGCGUAAGAUCCGUCGGGCGGAGCAGGCCAGCGUGCGCAGCAACAAGAAGCAGAUCCGUCUGGAGAGCCAGAUGAACUGCACCGUCGUGGCGCUAGCGAUCGUGUACGGAGCGUGCGUGGUGCCGGAGAACAUCUGCAACAUAGUGUCCGCGUACAUGGCGGCCGGUGUUCCUGAACACACCAUGUCCGUCCUCCAUCUUCUGUCCCAGCUGCUGCUCUUCUGUCGGGCCGCGGUGACUCCGGCGCUGCUGCUCCUCCUGUGCCGUCCGCUAGGAAGAGCUUUCCUGGACUGCUGCUGCUGCUGCUGCUGUAACCACGCGCCCUCCUCGGCAACCGGCAGCGACGAUAACGAACACGAGUGCACCACCGAGCUGGAGCUGUCUCCGUUCAGCACCAUCCGCAGGGAGCUGAGUAACUACACCCCUGCAGGCUCCCACUGCUAAACUGACGUUCCUCAUCAGGGAUGGAGACUUCACUAGCCUGCUAUUAGCCUUCAGCUAGCGUUUCUCGGACUCGGCUAGAAGAGAUAUGCCUUAGCUAGUCUAGUCACAAUUUUAAAUGGGUGCAUGAAUAAAGUGGGACACUGAAUAAUCACAUUCACGUCCUAAAUCCUUAACUUUCAUUCCUUACAAUAAUCCUCUACAUUCACUGUAACCUGUAUGACCCUAAUUUCACAGGAAAGCGUACAAAAAGCAUCUUCUUCACUCAUGCCCUGGGGUGCUCUUCAAACAGGGUCAGUACUUAUUUUAAGCAAUCCUGCCUGAAACUGUAAUACUUACAAUUACAACAAAUACUUACAAACCUGCCUGCUGUAUGACCUUCUAUGCCUGAAUAUCAGUUCGGAUGAACCUACCUGGUUCCUUAAAAGAGGUUCAAUAAUAUCUUCUUAAAUUGAAAGGAAAAUGUCCCUCGGUCUCGUUGUAUGGGCAGGUUAAGCUAAAACUAUUUAUACUGUUACACAGGAAUAUCAUUGUACAGUAUGCAUCACAAUAUGUUCUGGUUAAUUUAAUAAAAUCACUUAAAUCACUUGGGAUGAUGAAGUGUAUUUGGCCGUCAUUUAAUAAUAAUUAUGUAUGGGAAACUAUACUGUAUUAUUAUCAAUGCCAAUCAUCUUCCUAGUGAGUCAUUGUUGGAGACUAAUUAAUCAAGAUUAACCUUGUAUAAUAACUCAAAAAUGUGGGCACACACUGCCUAUAUAGAAAUACAGGACUCAGUUUACAGGCUAUAUAAGCUGUAUAUGUACAGUUCAUGUAAUGCUGUACACAAGGGAACAAGGAUAAUUAAACUAGUGCAGGGUGUCUCUCAGUAAUGACGGUUUGCAAGAGAAGAAGAGAGUGGGUUGGACGAUCCAAAUGUACACAACAAAACUUAAACUGUAUAUUGAAAAAUAUCCAGGGGACUAAAACAUUACUGGGCUGGUCUCAGAGAUACAUAAACACGGACUUGAGUGGAAUAAAAUGGACUCAAAUUGGAGUCGAAUGGAUUGGAAAGGAGUCAAAUGAAAUUGAAUGGAGGUAAUAUAAAUACAGAGAACUGCAAGGGAUGGACUCAACACGGACUGGACUGAAAAUAAAUAUCUGCACUACACUGUUGUAUCAUGUUACGCCUUACACGUUGGGCUGUAUAUAAACUGUACACUUUCUUUGGUGCUCUUAUAUGAUAAAUGCGCUGUGAACAACAAAUCCUUCGGUUCGAGUUGAAAUCGCAAGUAAUUGAGCUGCGUGCUGGGAUUUUGGUCAAGAAGACAGAUUUUACAGUUGUGUGUGGAAUACUUGAACGAUGGUGGUGUGAAAAACAAACAAAAGAAAAUCAAUAGAGUUUCACUGAGAUGCCAUAUAGAGAUCGGCUGAAGCCCUGAGUGUUGUUAGACACAUCAAAUCAAAUGUGGUCACACUUUAUUUUACAGUAGGCUACCCAAUUAUUCUGUGGUUAAUAGGUUUUAAUAAAUUGACAAGGUACAGACUUGAAUAGAUUAUCAAGCAUCUGCAUAUUUGUAUUAAUACAUCAGUAUAGGAAUACAAUUUAUUUGUGGUUUAUGUAACACAUUAACAGUGACAUCAUUAACUUGGUCGCAACAGCAUAUUACUUAAUUACUAUCACAAAAAAGUGCCAAUACUGCAUUAGUAAAUUGUUCAUAUGACUACUUUUAAGAGGUUUAUUGGAUAUCAAUUAUGUUUGUUUUAUUUCUUAACUGUAAAGUGCAUUAUUGUACAAUCAAAACGUAGUAAUCACAUAAUGCUAACUUUGUGUCAGGGACAAGCAACUUCAACGUCAGGCUUUUAGCAAUAUGUAAUGUAUGUGACCAUCAAAUGUAUAUUUAAGAUCACUUUUACAGGGUUCUCAGUUUAAAAUGACUUUAUGAACCAACGCACGCUGCUAAUGUUAGCUUAGUUAGCUACCUACAGCUAAUGAAAUCAACAGAUCGUGUUCUUAGCACAUAGAAGAAAGAAAUCUAAUCUAAAAUGAAGGUCCCAUUGUGUCAAUUGGAAGGUUAAUUGAAAAUCUGCCUCUGUGGUCAGCAUAUGUGCCAUGCAAGAAAAGUUAGCUUAACUAGCGUAGCAACGAUGACCUAAGAGGGUGAGUUUUCAUGGAUGGUAAAUUAACAGAAAAAAAAAAGUUCUUGACUUAUAAUAACAUUGGCAGUUUCAUUACUUGGGUUUUUUAAGGAGAACCAAUUAAAUGUUUUUCACAGCGUAUACAUUUACAAGUGUAUUGUACUGUAAAUCUGUUUUCUUAAUCCUACCAAUCAGACCUGGGUCAAAACAACGUUCCACCCUCCAUCACAAUGUAUAACAACGCAGGUAAUUGAAGUUACGGUAAGUGUGUAAGAGGCAUCUCAGGAUGACCAAAAUGUACUUAAAAGCCAUUCAUGUGCUUGCUAACCGAAUAAAAGACAUGUUCCUAAUAGUGUAUAGAACCAAAAUGGCUGCUGGUGAACUCUGUGAUGACCCAGGUGUGAUAUUCAGUGGUAUUCUGUAUAUUGCGAUGAAUCUUUUACAUACGAUUCUGCACUGCCAAACACCUUCUCUCUGUCUGUUUCUCGUGCUCUUGUGGUAGUAGCACACUAUCUCUGGGUGUCUCUCUCAGCGCGGAGGUCAGCUCGCCCUCAGCUCCAUCGACACAGGAUUUAACUACGAAUCAUAAAUCACAAAUGAUAUGACAGUGCCCAGGGCGAGUCAUACUAAAAAUAUACUCUGAGAGAGAAUCUGUGGAUGACGGGUGUUUUGUGUUUUUCCUGUCAUGGCUGGAGGCAACAACCCUUUGGCUUUAAUGAAGUGCAGUUUACGAGCUCCAAGAGAUCCAGGUAGCAUGCAGUUCUUCAAGUUAAUGGAGGAAAUGGGCAGAAACACAGCAGCACGGCAACACAAUACCCUGCAGCCGGUUUGACAACUAUUUUUAUUACCAUCAUUAUCAGGCUAUUGUGGGCCCUUGUGUAAACCUGUCCAGGGAUCUCAGUUGAUAUGCUCUAGCACUAGAUUCUAUCAUUAAAUCAAAAAGUUUUUUAUGUCCAGUUCACUUUGGUAACGUCAGGAUUUCCCCAUUUAUUUGAUGCGACAAGUGUUAGCUGACCUCCUGAAACUGAUUCUCUUUUUCUGAAAGUAUAGCCCAUUCUAAAUGGCUCAGUGUGUAGUAACGUGGUUCAAUUCAAUAUUGAUGAAGUGAUUCUUGUUAAUCAGUCAGUGGGACGUUUAUUCUGAAUUUUGUGAGUAUCCUCUUCACUCUGAGCUAAUUGUGUCUGUAUUUGAUACCUGAAAAUGUAAGCACACAACCACUAUUGUCUCUAAGUCUAGUCACUGGUUUCUACAUAGCUUUUUAUAUAGCCAAAAACUGUCCCUUUGUUUAUCAGAGAACUUUAUCUUGAAAACUGUAUAUUAAAACCAUAAAUGUACUGUU
Gymnodraco acuticeps is the source of this 5877-nucleotide messenger RNA. It is a transcript of the gene gpr37b, whose product is annotated as G protein-coupled receptor 37b. The record is from RefSeq and is a predicted model, not a curated record. Gene Ontology annotation, cellular component: signaling receptor complex; plasma membrane. NCBI's taxonomy places the organism in Eukaryota, Metazoa, Chordata, Actinopteri, Perciformes, Bathydraconidae. The transcript is spliced from 2 exons. Gene Ontology annotation, molecular function: G protein-coupled peptide receptor activity; prosaposin receptor activity. The coding region runs from base 600 to 2426 and encodes 608 amino acids. Gene Ontology annotation, biological process: adenylate cyclase-inhibiting G protein-coupled receptor signaling pathway; positive regulation of MAPK cascade.